Molecule: messenger RNA, 3591 nt
Organism: Manacus vitellinus (golden-collared manakin)
Lineage: Eukaryota; Metazoa; Chordata; Aves; Passeriformes; Pipridae
Gene: EXTL3
Product: exostosin like glycosyltransferase 3
Exons: 8
Coding region: 770-3529 (919 amino acids)
Cellular component (GO): membrane
Molecular function (GO): glycosyltransferase activity
Source: RefSeq, a predicted model, not a curated record
GCUCCAGACAGAUGAGUAGGGAGCUGGCUACAGAAGAGGAACAGAUUCCAGUUUUCCAGCUGGUCGCCCUGUACAGAGAAAAACCCUCGAGAUCAAAGCUGGGAGAAAGAAGACAAGUGGUGGAGGAGUCAAUGUGUGACAUGGAACAGGUCUGAGCUGAGGAGCUGAGGGACAGUGCUGGUCAGAGAGACUUGGCAGCAGAAACUGUCUAUCCAAACCUGGAGAGAUAAAGCACAGGAGCCACUGACACACUCCCUGACGUCCUUCUCCGUUUGUCAGGAGGGAGCCGGUGGGACACAGGAAUGGCAGAGCGUCAUCCCCGCAGCAGCGAUGACAGAGACUGACGUUCCUACGAGUCUCUCCUGGCUCCUUCUCCACCAUGACUGGUGCAUGUUCAUGGGACGGUAAUGCAGGAUGUCGGGAGCAGCGGUAGAGUUUGGCUCCGUCCCACCGUGUUUUCCUUCUGCCAGCUGGGACUUUGGAUCGCCAUGACAACGCCGUGACCCUCCUGGCAAAGGUUGCCCGCUGAAAGGGUGGGCUGGGGGUGGGUGAGAAGGUCAAUGACCGGCUCCGACGGGAUCAAAAGUCGCGCCUGCAGCAAAACGACCGUGGAAGAGCCGUUGGCACGGCAAGAAGAUGAAAUUCCCCUUCCAUUGGCUUCUCGCUGAGCAGGCACAAUAACAGUUUUAUCCAGGAGACUCGCUAUACAAACUCUUUUGGUUAUGGCUACUGAUCCGACGUGAUUGGGCGCGCGGCGACUCUGGAACUCAUGACUGGAUAUACGAUGUUGCGGAAUGGGGGAGUGGGGAACGGAGGCCAGCCCUGGGUGUUGAGGUGGUCCAGUCGGAUCCGGCUCACCUGGCUCAGCUUCACCCUCUUCAUCAUCCUCGUCUUCUUCCCCCUCAUCGCCCACUACUACCUGACCACCAUCGACGACGCGGACGACGCCGGCAAGCGCAUCUUCGGGCCCCGGACCGGCAACGAACUGUGCGAGGUGAAGCACGUGCAGGACCUGUGCCGCAUCCGCGAGUCGGUCAGCGAGGAGCUGCUCCAGCUGGAGGCCAAGCGGCAGGAGCUCAACAGCGAGAUCGCCAAGCUCAACCUCAAGAUCGAGGCCUGCAAGAAGAGCAUUGAAAAUGCCAAGCAGGACCUACUGCAGCUGAAGAACGUCAUCAGCCAGACCGAGCACUCCUACAAGGAGCUGAUGGCGCAGAACCAGCCCAAGCUCUCCCUGCCCAUCCGGCUGCUGCCCGACAAGGAUGAUGUGACCUUCCCCCUGCCAAAAUCCAGCAGGAACUGCAGGCUGCACAACUGCUUCGACUACUCACGCUGCCCCUUGACAUCUGGCUUCCCAGUCUACGUCUACAACAGUGACGAUUACCCCUUUGGUAGCUCCUUGGACCCUUUAAUUAAACAAGCCUUUGAGGCGACCGUCAGAACUAAUGUUUAUGUUACUGAAAAUGCAAAUAUUGCUUGUGUGUACAUAGUUUUAGCGGGGGAGAUGCAAGAGCCCGUAAUGCCAAAACCUACUGAACUAGAGCAACAGUUGCACUCUUUGCCAUAUUGGAGGACUGAUGGACACAACCAUCUCAUCAUCAACUUGUCGAGGAAAUCGGAGACUCAGAACUUCCUCUACAACAUCAGCACGGGGCGCGCCAUGGUCGCCCAGUCCACCUUCUACGACGCGCAGUAUCGCCCGGGCUUCGACAUCGUGGUGUCGCCCCUGGUCCACGCCAUGUCCGAACCCAACUUCCUGGAAAUCCCGCCCCAGGUGCCGGUCAAGCGUAAAUACCUGUUCAGUUUCCAGGGGGAGAAGAUCGAGUCUCUGAGGUCCAGCCUGCAGGAGGUUCGCUCUUUCGAGGAGGAGAUCGAAGGCAAUGCCCCGGCUGACUACGACGACCGGAUCAUCACCACCCUGAAGGCCGUCCAGGACAGCAAGCUGGACUUCGUUCUGGUGGAGUUCACGUGUAAGAACCAGCCCAAGGCGAGUCUGCCCACUGAGUGGGCUCUGUGUGGAGAAAGGGACGACAGACUAGAGCUACUGAAGCUUUCUACUUUUGCACUGAUCAUCACCCCCGGGGACACCCGUUUGGUGAUCUCCGCCGGGUGCACCAUGAGACUGUUUGAGGCUCUGGAAGUUGGAGCCAUCCCGGUGGUUCUCGGAGAGCAGGUCCAGCUUCCCUACAACGACGUGAUCCGGUGGAACGAGGCAGCCUUAAUCAUACCAAAGCCACGUAUCACAGAAGUGCACUUCCUUCUGAGAAGCAUUUCUGACAACGAUCUCCUUGCCAUGAGGAGGCAGGGCCGCUUCCUGUGGGAGACCUACUUCUCCACCUCGGACAACGUCUUCAGCACGGUCUUAGCCGUCAUAAGGACUCGAAUCCAAAUCCCGGCCGCUCCCAUCCGAGAAGAACCCGCCGUGGAGAUCCCCCACCGCUCUGGCAAAGCUGCUGGUACAGACCCCAACAUGGCCGACAACGGUGACCUGGACUUGGGGCCUGUGGAGACAGAACCCCCCUAUGCAUCCCCCAAAUAUCUCCGCAACUUCACCCUCACCGCGAUGGAUAUCUACAGGAAUUGGAACUCUGCUCCGGGGCCUUUCCACCUCUUCCCCUACACUCCCUUUGACCCUGUUUUACCCUCAGAAGCAAAGUUUCUGGGGUCCGGGACUGGGUUUCGGCCGAUCGGUGGAGGAGCGGGUGGGUCUGGGAAGGAGUUCCAGGCUGCUCUGGGUGGCAACGUGCCCCGGGAGCAGUUCACGGUGGUGAUGUUGACUUACGAGCGGGAGGAGGUGCUGAUGAACUCCCUGGAAAGGCUCAAUGGUCUCCCCUACUUAAAUAAGGUGGUGGUGGUGUGGAACUCUCCCAAGCUUCCCUCCGAGGAUCUCCUGUGGCCGGACAUCGGCGUCCCAAUCAUGGUUGUCCGUACGGAGAAGAACAGCCUGAACAACCGGUUCCUGCCCUGGGACGAGAUCGAGACCGAGGCCAUCCUGUCCAUCGACGACGACGCCCACCUGCGCCACGACGAGAUCAUGUUCGGCUUCCGGGUCUGGAGGGAGGCCCGGGAUCGGAUCGUGGGCUUCCCGGGGCGCUACCACGCGUGGGACAUCCCCCACCAGUCCUGGCUCUACAACUCCAACUACUCCUGCGAGCUCUCCAUGGUGCUCACUGGUGCUGCCUUCUUCCACAAGUACUAUGCCUACCUGUAUUCCUACGUGAUGCCCCAGGCCAUCCGGGACAUGGUGGACGAGUACAUCAACUGCGAGGACAUCGCCAUGAACUUCCUGGUCUCCCACCUCACCAGGAAACCUCCCAUCAAGGUGACCUCCCGCUGGACGUUCCGCUGCCCCGGGUGCCCCCAGGCCCUUUCCCACGACGAUUCCCACUUCCACGAGCGGCACAAGUGCAUCAACUUCUUCGUGCGGGUGUACGGGUACAUGCCCCUGCUCUACACCCAGUUCCGCGUCGACUCCGUGCUCUUCAAGACCCGCCUGCCCCACGACAAGACCAAGUGCUUCAAGUUCAUCUAAAGGGGAGCAGCCGGAGGUUCUCCGGCUCCCACCUCCGGCGGGAAGGGCGGAGAGGGGCCGGG